UAUCUUGGAUUUGCAAUUAAUUGCUUUUUCUGUUCAUCAAUGUAUCACACCCUUAACUGUCACUCAAAGAAAAUUUGGGGUAUUUCGUACAGAUGUGAUGUGAGUGCCAUUUCUGGACUUAUUGGAAGUAGCAUCAUUCCAGCUCUGUACUUUAACUUGUAUUGUUAUGUUGGUUGGCAAAUAGUUUACAUUUCAUCAAUUGGUUUGUUUGCAGUUGUUGGAAUGAUUUUCCCAUGCCUGCCAUUCAAGAGUCCGCGUGCUCUCAAAAUUUUUGGUAUUGUGAGAACUGUUUUAUUCAUUUCUAUGGUUUUGAGUGCUAUUAUUCCAAUUUCACACUUUUUACUUUUCAUUCUUCCAUUGAAACAAGAGUAUACAGGUAGUUUCUAUUCGGAUUACAAUCAAGAUUUCAUGAUUGGAAUUAUCAUUGUGGUUUCAUUGUAUGGUCUUGGAUUAGUUUUCUGGCUCACCAAAUUCCCUGAAAGAGCCUUCCCUGGCAAAUUUGACUUGUUCUUUUCAUCACACAAUAUUUGGCAUGCUUUCAUUGUUGCUGCCAGCUCCUUAUGGUAU
This is a messenger RNA of Naegleria gruberi, 567 nucleotides long. RefSeq lists its product as uncharacterized. Lineage: Eukaryota; Heterolobosea; Eutetramitea; Acrasida; Naegleriidae. The transcript has a single exon. Gene Ontology annotation, cellular component: membrane. The annotation marks the transcript as partial. Gene Ontology annotation, molecular function: signaling receptor activity. The record is from RefSeq and is a predicted model, not a curated record.